Lolium perenne is the source of this 951-nucleotide messenger RNA. The record is from RefSeq and is a predicted model, not a curated record. NCBI's taxonomy places the organism in Eukaryota, Viridiplantae, Streptophyta, Magnoliopsida, Poales, Poaceae.
AUGGCAGCCCAAGUCAAUGAGGAAGAGAAGGAGACGAAGAAGAUGACGGUCUUGGUCACCCUCCCUAGGCCAUGCCGUCCAGACUAUGCUCCGGACGCCCUAAAGGUCGUCGCCCUAGAGGUCUCUAGCGACGACACGGUGGCGAGCGUCAAGGCAACGCUCCACGACAUGGCGGAGAUCCCGCCGUCCCGGCAGCGCCUCGUGUUCGCCUGUUCGGCCCUGCCGGACGACGACGGCACCACGCUGGCCGAGCACGGCGUCGUCCAGUCGGCGACGAUCCAGCUCGUGGAGACGAAGAUGCAGGUGUUCGUGAAGAGGUCAUACGGCAGCACGAUGACCAUCUCCGGCGUAGAGACCAAUGACACUGUCGAGAGCUUCCGGCUCAGGGUGCAGGACCGAAGUGGUGGGAUCCGGCCGGCGUGGCAGCGGCUCCUCUGCAGCGGCAAACAGAUGGAGGACGGCCACACGCUCGCGGACUACGGCGUACGGAACGACACAACUCUGCAGCUUUUGUUGCGCUGGAUGUUCAAUUUGCGGACAAGGAAGGUCGAGCUGGACAUCGAUGUUAGGGACACGGUGGGCAGAAUCAAGGAACGGGUGGAGGAGGAGGAAGGUGUUCCGGUGGAGUGCCAGAGGGUCUUGUUGCGCGGCAAGGAGCUGGACGACGGCCGCAUGCUCGCCCACUACAACGUCUUGGAGGAGGGCACUUUUGUGAAGAUUGAGUGUCGGCGGCUGGAGGGAGCUGCAGCGACCAAUACGACGGCAAAGGGUGAGGGAGAUGAACGGGUGACGGUCAAGGAAACGGUUAAGAGACGCGCCAAUGUCACUGGCCUGGGGAAAAAGAACAAGGAUAUCCCGGCCCUGCAGUGGAGGCGUUUCAGUGUCGAUCUUUUAGGCCCAGAGCUAGCGCGGAUCUAUCCUUCGUCUUGUGACUUGGAUCCUGUUUGUUAG